AUGGAUGAUUCAGCCAUCGUGGCAUUCCUUUUGAGUGAUGAUGAAGAAGAAGAUUUUGAAGAUGUAAUAUGUGAUUUAAGAGAAGGUCUUCAAAUUAACGAUGUUGAAGCUUCAAAAAAAUCGAAGAGAUCCAAGAAGAAGAAGAAGCCGUUUGAUUACUCUUCUGUGGGUGGUGGCUUUCAAGAAUCAUCUCGUCGUGGAAAAAAGUUUAAGAAAGGUCCUAAAUCGAGUGAACUGGAGAUUACAAUUGAAGAAGAAAAGCUUGAAAUUAUUAUAUGUGAAGAAGAACUAUUUGGUAGUACUAAUAGUGGUAAUAACAGGAAAAGAAGUAAUAAUAAGAGGAAUGGUAGAAAGAAUAAGAAAAUUCCAGAAGAAAAUAGUCCAAUUUUGGAAGAACCGCUGAAGUCUGAAAAGAAACCGAAAAAUAGACGUAAUCGUCAUAAAACUGAAGAGAAAAAUGACGAAGAAUUUAGAAUUGAUGAUGCUAAACCUCUCGAAGAAUUCAGUAUCAAUCAAGAUAAAAAUGCUAUUAAAAAGUCAAAAUUAAGACGUGAUGUUUUUAAACCUGAACAAGAGCCUGACAAAAAGCCAAAAUCCAAGAAACUUGACGCACCCAAGUCUCAGCAAAAACAAAAUUCCAAGCCCAAGAAAUCUGAUCCAGUUCCAAAUUCAAAUUCAAAACCAAGAUCGAACUCGAAGCCAAAAUCGAAGCCAGAAUCAAACCCAAAACCAAACCGAAAAUCAGACCCAAAUCACAAGCUUAAGGACGAUAAGAAGAAGAAAAAGAAGAACGAAAAAGACUAA
Molecule: messenger RNA, 804 nt
Organism: Zygosaccharomyces rouxii
Lineage: Eukaryota; Fungi; Ascomycota; Saccharomycetes; Saccharomycetales; Saccharomycetaceae
Exons: 1
Coding region: 1-804 (267 amino acids)
Source: RefSeq, a predicted model, not a curated record